AUGUUUGGGCUGUUUGAAGACGGGCUGUUAUUGCCCCAGGCCAUUGCCCUGCCUUUCCUUGGGAGUGUGCUUGCCCUUGUGGCUACAUCUAUUCUUUUCGUUUUUGCAGUGGAUUAUCACCAUGGUUGGAAAAGAAGAAGAUUCCUCGGGAACAUUCCUCUCAUGGAUGAUUCAAGUUACUUCAGCCCUCGUCUACGCCUAUGGGGUUCUGGUCAUAACUACGUGGAAGGAUUUGCGCGUGGGUAUACAGAGUACAGCAAAAAGGGCAAGCCCUGGGCCGUGCCUCUACCAGGUGGUUCAGGCGAUAUGAUUGUUCUUCCUUAUCACUGUGGAAAAGAAUUCUUCAAUUUACCAAAAGAUAACUUGAGCAUGAGACACAUGAUGUCGGAUGAAAUCAACUUCAAUCACAUCCUGGAUGCAGCCUGGAAGAUUCCCGUCGAGGCCAUGCAAGCAUGCAACAAGCCGAGCACCUUGAAAAAGCUAGAUCCACUUAUCAUGACAGAGGCAGAAAAUAGCAUUAGGCAAUUCAUGGGAUCGUCAAAGAGCUGGAACGAAGAUUCUAUCUUCAAUAUAUCGUUGCAGGUUCUGGUUGAUAUUGGUGUUCUCCUUGUUUUCCACCCUGGGUUUGGGCGAGACGUAGGACUUGCGAAACAAAUGGGCGAUUAUGUCGGCCAGGUUGAAGGGCGAACACAUCUCUACGAGUCAAUGCCCCGGAUAAUGGGGCCUCUCCUGGAACUGUUUGCGCCGGAGUGUCAUCAGAUCAGAUCGGCUAUGAAGUCAAUGAAGAAGACGAUCAUGCCAGAACUAAGACGUCUAAUCAAACAGAAACGAGAGAGCUCACCAACCCAUGAUGACCAGUUCUACGCCAGCUCAAUGGUUGAGCUUGCCUUGAAGAAGGGCCCCUUAAGCCGCAAUGGAGAGGUGAAGGAUGAAGAACACCAUAUUGACAUGAUGGCGGAUGAGACCAUGUUCAUGUUCUUUGAGGCAGUUGAACCCACAAUCAUGAUCCUGUCUACCUUCAUUGCCCGGCUUCUACUCCAUAGAGAGUUCCUCGAACCUAUCAGAGCGGAGCUGGAAGAAGCCCUAAGGUUAAAUGAUGGGAAAUGGAGCUUCGACAUCUUUAACUAUACCCCUAGGUUCGAGAGCUUCAGCAGGGAGGUUCUUCGCAUGGACUGCAUCAACCUGGUCGCCGGCAGCCGUCAAGUUGUCAAGGAGCCAGUAACAAUUAAAUCACUCGGCAUGACUUUUGGCCCUGGAACGAAUCUCACCACCUCCGGCAAAUUCGUCCACUUUGACCCUGAAAUCUAUCCAGAUCCUACCCGAUUUGACGGCAACCGUUUCUAUAGGCCUGACUUGGCAGCCGGCGAUAUACUUCAUAACACGAUAUCACCUAACGAACAGUGGGUAUCUUUCGGACUCGGAAUCUCGUCGUGUCCUGCACGACUACUGGGAACCAGAUUGUGCCAGACUAUGACCGCAAAGAUACUCUUGGGCUACAAUUUGGAAUUGGCACAUGAAGACGGCAAAUGUCCAGAUUUCAACGUCUACGUGGAUGCCGUUGGAAUCCUAAACCCAGAGAUCAAGAUGAGAUACAAAAGUCGGCAGUAA
Molecule: messenger RNA, 1608 nt
Organism: Nannizzia gypsea CBS 118893
Lineage: Eukaryota; Fungi; Ascomycota; Eurotiomycetes; Onygenales; Arthrodermataceae
Exons: 6
Coding region: 1-1608 (535 amino acids)
Molecular function (GO): oxidoreductase activity, acting on paired donors, with incorporation or reduction of molecular oxygen; iron ion binding; monooxygenase activity
Source: RefSeq, a predicted model, not a curated record